AUGUCUGGAAUAUGCAAGAUGGACAAAACUAAUAGCAAAUAUGACUCGGAGGUAAAGCAAUCAAUUACCUCUUCGUCUUUAAAAAAGGUGUUGAAUUCCCACCUGUCAAUAUAUAAUGCGUUGACUAAUCCAGAUUUAGACGUUUCUCCUCAGCUUAAUAGUGACGCCAGCGGUAAUUACCCUCCAGAAAUAAAUGAACAGUUCUCUAUAACUUCAUGGCAAUCUAUAGGUAAUGAAUCGUUUAAUGAUUUGAGUAAUUCGAAGGAAAAGGUGUCGUCGUCUAUUUUGUCUAGUGUUUCCGAUGAAGAGGAUAAGGAAAAGGAAUCUGCAGUUAUUGUACCUUACCCCACGAGGGAUAAGGUAAUGGUAUUUGAAACAGAUGAAGAAGAUGAAGAUAUUGAUGAAGAUAGGACGCUUAGGCCGAAUAUCCAAUGUUUUAACUUGAGCGAGAAUCCGAAUUCAUUUAUAAUGCCCAAGCUCACAGUUUCAGAUAAUAUAUCAAACAAUGCUCACUGCAUAUUUCAAAUAAGUGUAUUGAGCUCGCCAAACUAUGGAAAUCAUACUGAUGCCUAUCAACUAAUUAAAUAUCUUGAAAAGGAUUUCAGUAGCCCUUUGAUUAAAUUCAAUCAUUUUAUAGUUAAUCCAAAGCUCCUGUUAUUUGAUGAGAAAAUAAUUAGAGAGUCAAAUUUGGUUUUUGUGAUUAAUGAUGGAUCAUCUAUAUUCGUUAAUUACUUAUGCAGAAUUUUUAGGGUUGUUGAUGGGAUAGAUUCAGAUAGUUUAGAUAGCCUACCUAAGCUAACUAUUAUCAACAUGCUAACAGUUAAUUACUUUGUCAAUUUAUUUGAUUUGUUGAAUAAUUUACGACCUUACCAAAUAUGGAAAACCUCAUCAUUAAAGCAAGAUAACUUAUUGAAGAAUCUAAAAACAUUGAUUGAAAUCGAAUUUAGCCCAAUGAAAGAAGAAUACUUAAAUAAGACGCUUACAACUAGAGAUAAGAACUUAAGCUUGACUAUAAGUAAUAAUUUUAUGUAUUCCAGUUUAGUGCCAAGCAAAAAGCCUGACUAUAAAUCUAUUGAAAGAAGCUUCAAAUCCGAACUUCAUUUGAGUACUAAUAUAGAUAAUAUUGAUCCUUUACAAUUAUCUUCAAGCUUCUCAAGUUUAAAAGUAUUCAAUUCGAUUAUCAAGAAAUUAUUUGCAUUUAACUCAGGUUGUGCUUCAAACGGAAAUUCCAAUAGCUACAAUAGGUUGUGGUUGAUUUGUAGCUUUACAAUUGGCAUUGGUAUAGGCGUAGGAAUUGCAAAUGGUGCAGCAGCAAUUCUAAAUUUUUAUUUCUACAACAAUUACUUGACAUCAGGAUUAAAUUCACCUCACUUUUUUGAUUCGAAGCAACUAGCUGAUGAUACAGAUUUCACAAGCACGCAAAUCAACAAUUCUAUGGCAAAUUUCUCUAAUAAUUUAAUGGAUUCAUUAAAGAAAUAUGCUAAUGAUUUGAAAGAGUUGAAGUGUUUCGAAGAGAUCUCCGAGUUGCCUAGUAAUUUAAGGUCAGCAAGUUCAACGGUGAUUGAUUAUUUUAAGGGCGGUUUAGAGAAACUAACUAGCUUCUUUUUGUACAGUAAUCAUUGA
Messenger RNA from Debaryomyces hansenii CBS767, 1623 nucleotides. RefSeq names its product DEHA2E18194p. The transcript has a single exon. The coding region runs from base 1 to 1623 and encodes 540 amino acids. NCBI's taxonomy places the organism in Eukaryota, Fungi, Ascomycota, Pichiomycetes, Serinales, Debaryomycetaceae. The record is from RefSeq and is a predicted model, not a curated record.